UUCAUUUCUGCCAUUAUAUGCAGAUGGAUCCUAGUGUCAUAAAUUAAUAAGACAUCUUCUUAUCUGGUUCCGAGUGUCAACUCAUCAUAAUAAGACGAACACCCAAGAAGAAACACCUGUGAGAGCUGGAGGUUACCAGUAUAACAAUGUCUCUGCGGGCGCUAUUAGUCCUCACAUUCACCGUCAUCUCUGUGGCCCAGUUGGCUGAUGCCCAGUGCACCGUGCAGCCGAAAGAGAGGAAAGACUGCGGCCAACCGGGCAUAACCAUGGAGAGUUGUGUGGGGAGCGGAUGCUGCUUUGACUCAAGUAUCAAUGGAGCUAUUUGGUGUUACUUUCCCCAGCCGUCUUCAACGACCGAAACUGGGACCCAAAGGACAACAUCUGUACACCCAGGAAAUGGAACGAUGAACGCUUCACAUGCUGGUGACAUAGGAAUGGCAGAAAAGCCUUUGACCACUACUGGCUCAGUGAAUACCACUAACCAGACCACCCCAUAUGGAAACGUUGGCAUAGGAAUGGCAGAAGAGCCUCUGUCCGAAAAGCCCCCAAUGAACACCACCCUAUCAAGCAGCGUUGGACCUCUCUGGAGUCACCCCAGUUACAUCUGUCUAAUAUCUGUAUUACUUACUACGAUUGCUUCCAUGUCUGAUAUAUAAAUAUAGCAGAAUACAUAAGAGGUAAAGGUAAUAUAAUAAUACCAGACAUACUCAUCUACAGAAACGUUCCCUUAAACCCCUUGAAGGAGUUAGAAUGACCAAAAAGAUGUGAUAAUCACUGAUCGCCCCGAUCCUGUUUCAAUACUUUCUGUCCCCACUUCCUGUUCCCUUUCGACACACAGGAAAUGACCUUUCAGCCAAUCGCUGGCUGUGACUGGUCACUGGUGCAACGGUUGAUUGGCUGAGCAGUCAUUUCCUGCGUGUCAAGAGGGAUCAGGAAAUGGAGACCAGUGGAGAACUGGAAACUGUGGGAACAGGAGCUGUGGGAGAUCAUUGAAUAUCACAAUUUAAAACCUUUCUGAUUUUCUACUGGCUGGACAACCCCUCCACACACAAAGGCUACUUUCACACUAGCGUUUUUCCAUGAUCCGGCAGGGAUCAGCGAAGACGCAUCCAUUAUCGAUAAUACAACCGGCUGCAUUAGUUAUGAACGGAUCCGGUUGUAUUAUCUUUACAAUAGCCAAGACGGAUCCGGCAUCAAAACCAUUGGAAGUCAAUGGGGGGCGGAUCCGUUUUCUAUUGUGUCCAAGAUAAAACGGAAGAGUUUUCCUCCGGUAUUCAGAUCCUGUGCCGGAUCUCAAUACCGGAAAAGAGAAACACAUAUGUGAUAGGGGCUAAUCAUUUUUUUCUUUCACUGGUACAUGCAAAUUACUGUGUAAUUUAUGUCAAUUUUUGUGGUGUGAGAACAGGAAGCAGCAGUUUCUGACAUUGUUUUUUUUUUUUCCUUUGUUUUUUGCACCUUUCCCUUUUUACACUGAUUACCCUAAUAAAUGAAUUAUCCCGGU
Bufo gargarizans (Asiatic toad) is the source of this 1501-nucleotide messenger RNA. RefSeq names its product integumentary mucin A.1-like. Lineage: Eukaryota; Metazoa; Chordata; Amphibia; Anura; Bufonidae. The record is from RefSeq and is a predicted model, not a curated record. The transcript has 4 exons. Gene Ontology annotation, biological process: maintenance of gastrointestinal epithelium. The coding region runs from base 147 to 656 and encodes 169 amino acids.